Stegodyphus dumicola is the source of this 4493-nucleotide messenger RNA. RefSeq lists its product as uncharacterized. Lineage: Eukaryota; Metazoa; Arthropoda; Arachnida; Araneae; Eresidae. The record is from RefSeq and is a predicted model, not a curated record.
CAAUAAUAAACAAACAGAACCAAUAGAUAAUACUCGAAAUGAAAUCCAAACUGAGGUAAAUGCAAAUACAGAAGCAGGGGAAGUUACUAGCAUAGAUUCAUCGCCCUCCCUUCAAAGUACAUCUGUCAAGGUCUUAGAAACUACGAAUGACAUGGAUAUUAAACCAGAACCCAAGAUACCACAUUACGAAUGGACAUGAUGAAUUUUCAACUUCAUCUGAAGAUGCAUCUUUUGAUGACGUCAAUAAGCAAACAGAAAACAUAGACAAUACUCAAAAUGAAAUAGAAAAUAUGGGAAAUGCAAAUACGAAAGCGGUGGAAGUUACUGAUACACUUUCAUCACCCUCCCUUCAAAGCACAUUUGUUAGCUUCACAGGAACUAGAAAUGACAUAGAUAUGGAAUCAGAAGUUGAGAUACCGAUUACAUAUGCACAAGUGGAAUAUUCAACGUCUGAAGAUCCAUAUCUUACAGAAGACAACUCACUUUCAUUAAGCAGUGAAUCUAUUUUAACAGAUACUGAUACAGCAUUAACAGGUGAUAAUAACCUGUUACCGGAGAGUCCAACAGCAAUUCCUUUCACACUAGAAAAGUUUCAGACAGAAAUGUUAAAUAAUGUUAAUAAUGAAUCAUUGUUAUCAUCUUUAUUUCCUGUGUCAACCAAAUAUGAAACAGAUUAUACAUCCAUCUCGUCUUCUACAUUAAACGUCGCAUUUGAAAGUACUACUGAAUCCUUAAAGAAAAAUUCAGAGUCAGGAAAAGGAAGUUUUGAAACAGAGAAGGAUCCUAAUAUCCUGCAAAAUAUUCCUCUAACAGAUUUAGAUGUUACUAUUAGUAAUGAAGAUCAGACUGAAACAUCAGAUAUUGGUUAUACAGAUAAUGAAGAUAAUAAUUCCAACAAAGUUUCAAUUAGAACAGAACGGGAUGUUUCAAUUGAUCAAGCGACAGAUUCUGAAGAAAGAGUUGAUUUAACACCUUUCGAUGAUAGUUUCAUACGUACGGAAAGAGAAGUUCUGUCUUCCAGUGAAGAAAGUUUAUCGACGAAAUACGAUGAAACGAAAGACAAUCCGCCUACUAUAAAACUAAAUACAGAUAAUUCCCUACAUUCAGAAGCAAAUGGUUUUAUUGCUCCAAACGGGGAAACUUCAGCUGUAUCACUUCCGGAAACUUCAGAUGGCACAAAAGAAUAUACCGGUGCAGAUGCUGAUAUUAAUUUUGACAUUUCUACCGAACGUGAGUUUAAAACUCCAGUGGAUGACUCUGCUUCAAAUACUAAAACUGAUACUCCAUUAACUACAAGUUUUACUCCUUUUGAUACUUCUAAGAUUCAGACGGAUGAAUCGAUUAAUGAGGAUAAAGAUAUGGAUAAAUUAACUCCGAAACUUUCAGCGGAAUCUGAUUCUCAAACAUCAAAGUCAGACGAAGAAUCAAUGCUCAAACCUAUACCCACAACUACUGAACGAGCUGAAAUAGAAACUACUAAAGAAUCUGGAACAGAAACUUCUGAAGAAUCACAGAAGGUGCAAGAUGAUGAUCAGGCUAUUUCUACAACAACUUUAAAAUUCAUUGCAACUGAGAACGAUGUACAGCACUCUAGUAUAAAUACGGAAAAGAUUCAAUCAAGAAAUAAAAUUUCAGAACCAAACCCUGAUGAAAAAAUUUUCUCGAGCUCUACUGAAAUUGCGAAUGAAUUUUCCACGUUUCUAAGUUCAACGAUGAAAAAGGAUUCUCCUCCUGAUGCUACUAUAAGCACUGUUCGUGAUAGUAGUACUGCAUCCUCGUUGUCUACAAGUACCCAAACACAAAGCACAAUGGUAACUGAAUCUGGAAUAAUACCAUUUCAUUUCACCAUUGAUGCUAAUUAUGAUGAAGUAGUGGGUACAAGAAAAGAUGAAUUUGAAAGUAGUUUGACAAAGCAACUUGCUGUAGCAAUGAGAAUUCCUUUCGAAUGUGUGCAGGAUUUAGUCGUCAGCAAAGGUAGCAUCGAAGUCAAUUUCGACAUGGUACCAAACUCGGAUCACGGACAUUUAGCUGACGAGAAAGCUAUAAAAGCUGCAGCAGAUGAACUUAUGCGGAUGAUCGACAACGGUCAGCUAACCAUCAAUGACUUGGAUGGAAACACCCUCGUGGUUGUUCCUUUGGAUCCUCCCACAAAGCCACCUCCAGCCAAUGAAAUGGAACAUACCACUCUGAUACUUGGCGUGAUUAUAGGCGCUUUUAUCCUCACUAUAAUCAUGGUGGCCAUUGCAGCUAUCGUUAUCAAGAGGAAAGCAAGUUUUAAUAGCAGACGUUUGAGUCCUUUUGAAGAGGCACGUAGCAAAAUGCCAUCUUACCGUGAAAUCCCCUUCCAAGAAGCCCUGUUCAUGAGGGGAUCUGCUCGAAAUAAACUCAUGAUGGGGAAGUAUUGCUAUAACACUGGACAGUGGCUUGGACCAGGACCAGAACCUAGAAUGUUCGACCCUCCAGAAUCUGUUGUUUAUCGUCCUCCCACAGACGAUGAAAUAACACGUACGCCCAGACCACCGACUUCUGUGAGAGAACGAUUGAAAAAUGAAUGGGAACUUGACUGGGACAGCAUGGUCUCCAGCGGAUGAUUGAAGACGUCUGUUUUUUAACUUUAAUAAAUCACUACAAGGACAUUGAAUAAUGCCAUUUUGUCUUCCAAAAUUUGUAUCCCUCAAAAUACUCGUAAUUAACAUAGAUUUAAACUUAUCAUUACGGAAAUGUCUUCAGAAGCCUAAGGCUAACUUUGAAGUAGUUGUAUGUUACUUUAUCAUAUAUUUAUUUUAUUCCUAAUCUCUUUCUACAGCUCUGUUUUUCUUUAUAUAGUUCAAUAUACAGAAUGCCCGAGAAUUGCUUGUACAAUGUCAAAUAUUGGCAAGAUUUACAAGGAUACAAGAACAAGCUUUACAUAAGCAGAUUUAUUUAUAAGCUGCGUUCUCUGAAGUACAUUUUGCUUAUAUAUAUAUACACACACAUACAUCAUUAGCAAUUCUCACAGUAUCCAAUAACAACAGCAAAUGUUUACUGUAAAUUCCUGCACAUACACAUUUUCCUUCAAUAAGCAUCCGCAAUUUUUGCCUUCAUAACGACAAUGCAAAUUGAACGCGUACCCUACAAGAGAUAUUUGACGAAUUCCUAAAGAUAAUAAAAAUAAAUAUGACUGGGGAUCUAGUUAGAUGAUGUUUCACAUCGCUUUACUAUCUCCAACAAAUUUCUAUAAAUGUUCUUGAUGGAGGAAUUCUAAAUGUUUGCUGAACUGAUUUCUGAAUUGAUUUCAACACACUAUGCUUUCUUCUACGCAUUAAUUUUAGUUAAUGUGCGACUACUCAAAAAGGUUAGUUGAAAUUAAGUUAGAGUAAAUAGGUUAGUUGAAAUUAGAUCAUAUUUAAAUGAAAGAAUAAAGCUUAAUACAAACAGAUAUUUCUCACAUGCUACGGAUAACUUUCGGUUAUCUUUUAUGAUUUUUCUAUAAGACAUUAUGAUUCAUUCCUGAGAUUAUAUGUACCUUCUUUCCCCUUUAUCCUAUAAUGUCUAUUCAGUUAUUUAAAACAUGCUGAUUUCAGAACACGGCCAUUACUAUGAUUUCUUUCAUUCGAAAAUUCCCCGUUUAUCUUGUUGCGAUUAUGCAGCAUUGCACUUAGUAACAUGUAAUUAACAUGGAUGUAUGUCAAGUAUAAUUAUAAUGUCGUGUAUGAUUAUAAUAUUCAUAAACAUCAUAUUGUUCACAAGAAAGAAGAGAUGUGCAGAAAUAUAUCAUAUUUCAUAUACUGCAUUUAUUGACAGACAUAAUUUUAAAUAAUUUUAAAUUCCUUUCACAUGCAAUGUGUCUCCGUUAUAUCGAAUACACCUUAUGAUCAGAAUUUUUAAUACCUCUUUUCUAAAGAAGCGAUAUAGACUUCGUUUUUCGUUCAGAAUAAGUAGAAAAAAACUGAAUGACUUUUCUCUCUGUAUUUAUCAAGUUACGCAUGCAUAUAUUUAGUCGUUCUCUUGCAAGUAAUCUUUGGAAAUGUAUCAAUUAUUUUGGGACACUUCUAUGCUGCUUUUAAUCUAGUUCGUUUUGAUGUACUAAUCAGCAAUAUAGUAUUACAUUUUGAAACGUAAAGUUAAUAUUUUAUGCCAUGUGGAUAGGAAGCACAAUAUUAUUAAAUGCUCAUCUGCUAAUGAAACUUUUGACAUAUUUGUACAUUACGAAAAACAUCAUAUUACCUCGAUUAAGAUCCUUAUGAUGUUAAGAAAGGCUACAGAAUUUAUUAAUACUGUAGUUACUAUAAAUCAAAGUAAAACGUGUUUUCUUAAAAUUACGAGUAAAUAUAUUAUUUAAUGUAUAGAAAUAUAUAAGCUGUUACAACAUUAAAUUAUUUCACAGACAGGUUAAGAAUUUAAAUUAGACUAUUUGUUAUCAGUUUGAGCUUUAUCAGUAUGUAUAAUGUAAUAGAUAUUUAUAAAUGUGGGCAAAUGAACAAAUAUAUUAAUAAAUAGUCUUAACAUUUGGA